AUGAGGUGGAUCCCAUAUGAAGAAAACAAAAAGUGGGCCGUAGUUAUUAACCCUUUUCGGAGUGACAGCGGUGAUAAGCUGGAUAUAUCCAUUGGUGAUGAUGUAUUUAUUCUGCGGCACUGUGAUGAGUGGUUUUAUGGAUUCAAGAUGAAUGCUUCAUCUAAAUCCGGUGUAUUCCCCAAAGCAUGUGUUACGUUCAAACGAGAAGAACUCUCUGAUGGCGUCAGUGCUGAAUUACAGAUGAUGGCAGAGAAACUAGUAUCCAUGUUUGUGUCUGGAAAAUAUGGAAGGAUGAAUAAGCACUGUAUGGCACUUUCUGGAGUAGUUGAUCUGAAAUAUGCACUUUCUGAGAGGAUUACUAAGUCUAAAAAGCUACACAUGCAUAUGUCAAUGGUGCAGAGUAAACUUUUCUUACCGUUUAUUAUUCGGGAUGAGAAUUUCAGGUACAUUAACCCGUUCUCUGUAUCUCCUAUUGAUCUUCAUUGGAAACACAAAAAGCUUAUAAGAGAUCUCGAGGAUUCAGAGCUCUCCGCUCAAUGUCCGGCAUAUCACCCGUUCAAUUUACGUAUUCGUUUUAAAAAUCUACCUGAAGCAUUUUUAACAAUGUAUUUGGUCAGUCAAGUUUUACAAAGCCCCAAUAAUCUGGUCAGUUCACCAGCCAAUCUCGUUCCAAAUGUCGAUAUGAAUUCUCUGGUAGUUCGAAUUCUACUGGUACAAAUUUCACUCCAUUCAGCAGUAGUCAAGAUACACACGAUAGUCAUACUGGUGUGA
Messenger RNA from Heterobilharzia americana, 771 nucleotides. NCBI's taxonomy places the organism in Eukaryota, Metazoa, Platyhelminthes, Trematoda, Strigeidida, Schistosomatidae. The record is from the annotation of a GenBank genome assembly.